Torulaspora delbrueckii is the source of this 5640-nucleotide messenger RNA. It is a transcript of the gene BNI1, whose product is annotated as formin BNI1. The transcript has a single exon. Gene Ontology annotation, cellular component: cell division site; mating projection tip; cellular bud neck. The record is from RefSeq and is a predicted model, not a curated record. Gene Ontology annotation, biological process: actin filament bundle assembly; barbed-end actin filament capping; mitotic actomyosin contractile ring assembly. NCBI's taxonomy places the organism in Eukaryota, Fungi, Ascomycota, Saccharomycetes, Saccharomycetales, Saccharomycetaceae. The coding region runs from base 1 to 5640 and encodes 1879 amino acids. Gene Ontology annotation, molecular function: actin binding; small GTPase binding.
AUGCUCAAGGGUUCUCACUCUAAGGGCAGCCAAGGCAAUGGGAGCGAUUCUAGGGACUCAAACACUGGUUCAGGACUCCUGAGCAAUCUGAAAAGAUUUGCAGGUUCUUCAGGUAGCCAGAGUGGGUCACAACGAAUUGAAACUUCCGACAUAUCAUCCCCAAGGAAGGUUAGCGUACCGAGUAGGGUUUCCAAUGCCAAUGAUUUAAGGCCGCUUAACAAGAAAUCGACUAUGAACACUCAGAACUUAUCACACUACAUGAAUGGGAAAUCCUCAGCUGAGUCGUUGAGUUCAAACCAUUCGAGAUCGCCGUCAGUGCAAUCUAGUACUAAGUAUACAUACUCGAGAAGAUCAUCAUCGCACCUAUCAACUCCCGGCGUAAACUCCACAUUAACCAGGGAACCAACUAAUCAAAGUCUAUCAUCAUCUAGCGUGCUUUCUCAGGAUUCAUUUUCCAACCUCGCCAUAUUCAUGACUCCAGAUGGUAAAAUUAAACUAGAUAUGCCAUCUAGUCAUGAAGUCGAGAAUCUUUUUGAGGAUAUGAUGUACAAGAGGAAUAUUCUUCAAAAUCUGUCCCCUGAUAAACAAAAGGAACUUAUGGAUUAUGAUGUAGAUAAAAAAUGGUUGAUUGUGAAACAAGAUCUGCAAAACGAUUUUAAAAAGUUACUAGCCAAAGGAGUACCAGCUGCACAUGCAGCGAUAAGUUCAUCGAACAGCGACUCCUUGCCGUCUUCAUUAAAAGUUUCAUCGCCAAGAUCAUCCAUGACCUACGAAUCCAUCCAACAGGCCAUAAAAUUUAAUAAAACGAAUAAUGGCUCUUCAAGCGGACCCGCAUCCAAUAAUAAGAGUAAGCUUCAACAGCUUUCUGAUAAGAACUCUAGUACUUCAACUUUGACGACUGAGAAGAUAAACCGUCCACCGAUACAUUAUGUUAAGCGGAUUAUAGCAGACAAGUUAACAGGCAAUGAAAUGAAUGAUCUAUGGGUAACGCUGAGAACUGAACAGCUGGACUGGGUGGAUGGUUUCUUGGAACAUCAAGGUCACAUCGCUAUGGCAAAUGUGCUAACAACGUCGAUAUACAAAACAGAUCCUGAAACUCCACUAAGUUACGAUCUUUUAGAAAAGGAACAUGCUUUCUUCAGAUGUUUUAGAGUGCUAUCUGUUUUAACCCAAGGCCUUUACGAACUAUCAAGACAUAAUAUCAUGGCAGAAACAGUGGCGAAUGGACUGUUUUCUGUGCGGCUUGCCACUAGGAAAAUGGCAACAGAGAUUUUUGUUUGCAUGUUGGAGAAGAAGAAUAAGGUAAGAUUUGAGGCAGUCUUGAACGCCUUGGAUAAAAAAUUCAAAAUUGGUGAGAACUUGCAUAUGCUGCAUUACAUGAAGAAUUCGCCUCAACACUUCAGCCAUUUCACUCGUGACAGUCAGUUCAAAAUCGUGCAAUCAUGGCUUUUCGCCGUGGAGCAAUCACUAGAGGGCAGAGGCAAAAUGGGAUCACUAGUGGGUGCUUCAGAAGACUUUAAAGCAUCUGGAGGCGAAAAUGCCAUUCUAGAGUACUCUCAAUGGACAAUGGUUUUCAUCAAUCAUUUCUGUAACGGAACUGAUGUUAUCAACCAGAGGAUUCUGUUACGAACUAGACUCGAGAAUGCUGGUGGAUUGAGAAUCAUGAAUCAGUUCAAGCUUUUAGACUAUGACAAGGUUAUGGAGCUUGUUGAGGCGUAUGAAAAUUUGAAGCUCGACGAUCUGAAUUCUGUUCUAGAGACAGGUGCUCAUGCGUCAGACAUUGACAUGAACGAUUCUGCAUCGUUGCUAAAGAAGCUCUUCGACUAUUGUAAAGGCACAGAAAGUGAAAAAUUGCUCAAUUCUCUGGUGAAACACUUGUUCCUCUCUACCUCGCGCUUGAUGGAAGAUAACCAGGACCCGACGAAGCUGUCAAAGCAGUUAAGAUUGAUGGACUCCCUGGUGACAAAUGUCAGUGUCUCGGCUGUUGAUGAAUCUUCAAGUAUUAACAUGGCGAUCCAACGCCUUUACGACUCUAUGCAGACUGAUGAAGUUGCCCGCAGAGCCAUUUUAGAGAGUAGGACGCUGACUAAAAAGCUAGAAGAAGCUCAAGCUGAAAGAGACUUCUUGAGUCAGAAAUUAAGCAAGACCGGAAAUGGUCUGGUUGGUCAACUUGAGAAAGAAGUGCAGCAGAGAGACGACAUUUUAGAGAAAAAUCAGAGAGUUACACUACAACUACAAGACGAAUUAGAAGAGCUGAAGAAAAAGCAUCUUUUGGAAAAGCAUGAACACGAAGUGGAACUGCGCAAAAUGUUGACGAUCUUGAAUUCGAGGCCUGAAGGCGAUUUGAGUAGAAAAGGUUCGGUGCACAGUAAAGCACAGCCCGGGAUCCUGGAUCCAGAUAAAAAGUCUACAAUCCAACAGGCUUUACAAGAUGGCUUGUUGAAGACCAAAAAAGACUUGAGCGUCGACUCAAAGAGAUUUGGUAUUACAGUGCAGCCUAACAAGAGGCUCAAAAUGCUACGUUUGCAAAUGGAAGACAUUGAACAGGAAGCGCGGGAACUGGAGAUGACUAAUUUUGCAGAUCAUAAUAAAGCUGUUUUGCAGGCACCUGUCAAAGUUGAAAGCUCCAAUUAUGUAAGGAAAGAAAAUGAGCUGAGAGCCAAAGAGUUGAAGGCGAACAAACUCAGUGAGUUAAGAAAGGCAUUAGCUGAUAUCCAGAAAGAAUCCAAUGGCGUUUCCAAGUUCAAUGUCGAGGAAAGAGUAAAUGAACUAUUCAAACAAAAGAAACUUUCUGCCUUGGACAGAUUAAACGAUUUGGAGAACAUGUACAAAGAAUAUGGCAUUGAUCUCAGUACACAUUUUCCUAUCCAGGAUGAGCCACAAGAAAGUGCUGAAAGUGAGAAAAAUGCUGAAGGCCCCUCAACUUUGGAUCCUAGGGCUUACCAAGCAAAACUUGAUGAAAUUGAUCGCAUAUCAAAGGAACUAAUAGAAAUGAAAUCCGAGUUGAAAAAUGAUAAGGCUUUAAGAAGGCAUGAAUCACCUUCAAAGCAAGAUACAGACGAUGACGAAAUCCAAGACACAGGAAGCAUGGUGAAUGAAGAUUUGCAGUCAUCUGGUACCAGUUCAUUUCUUGAGUCUCUUUCUCAGAAAUAUGGAACGGGAAAGAAUGCUACGAACAUGCUUACCAAUGAUAUUCUCAACUCGAGCGAGAGAAAGGGACAUAGCAGACAGUCGUUUAUGGAGCGCAUGAAGAAACCAAGUGGCGUACCGGCAUACCUUGAAGAGCUGCCUCUCAAAGUUCCGAAAGCGCCUCCGCUUGGCGUGGCGGAGACAGAAGAUAGUUCAGAUAACAUUGCAGAAGAUGUUGAAAAAGAAUCUGCGGAGCACGAUGAGCAGGAGGAAAACUCUGGAAAGCCCGAUGUUGCAUCUCAGAAAGUUCCUCAGGAAAGUGGCAAGGCAGGCACGCCACAUCCUGUGCCACCGCCUAUGCCUGAUAUGCUGAAGAAAGGGCCUGAAACAUCAACCGCUCCACCUCCUCCACCACCUCCUCCGCCACCACCUAUGUUUGCCCAAGCGAGGAACUCUGGCCCCAUUCCACCUCCUCCACCUCCCCCACCUCCUUCUCUCACACCUAGUACUUCUGAGGCUGCGAAGCUGUCGCCUCCACCUCCACCACCACCAUUACUGGGUCAAAAAAUGGCUUAUAGAACAGCUGUACCGUCGCCUUUGCUGCCACAAUCACCAUCUCUAUUUAGCAGCUACCCUCGUGCGCGUAAAAAGCUCAAGCAGCUACACUGGGAAAAACUGGACGCAACUGACAACUCUAUCUGGUCAUCUGGAAAAGCUGAGAAGUUUGCAGGCGAUUUAUAUGAGAAGGGUGUAUUGGAAGAUUUAGAAAAAGCCUUUGCAGCAAGGGAAAUAAAAUCACUGGCUACAAAGAAACGGGAAGACCUAGAUAAAAUAACGUUUCUAUCGCGUGAUGUAUCUCAGCAAUUUGGGAUCAACCUUCACAUGUACUCUCAAUUGUCUGUUGAAGAACUGGUAACAAAAAUUUUGAAAUGUGAAAGAGACUUCAUGGAUACACCCAGUGUAUUGGAGUUUCUAUCAAAGCCAGAAAUUAUCGAGGUCUCAACUAACUUGGCAAGAAACUAUUCUCCUUAUUCUACUGAUUGGGAUGGUGUUUCGAAAGUUGAGGAUGCAAAGUCUCCAGAGAAAGACCCAGCCGAGUUGCAAAGAGCAGACCAAUUGUAUCUGCAAUUGAUUUACAAUCUUCAACCGUAUUGGGGUUCUCGUAUGAGAGCUUUAAGAGUCAUUACUUCCUAUGAGCGCGAGUAUUCAGAGUUAGUAACUAAGUUGAGAAAAGUCGACAAAGCCGUUGCUGUUAUCCAAAAGUCUACCAACCUGAGAAACGUUUUCAAUGUUAUUUUGGCAGUUGGUAACUAUAUGAAUGAUUCUGCUAAGCAAGCUCAGGGUUUUAAACUUUCCACCUUACAAAGACUAACAUUUAUUAAAGAUGCCAACAAUAGUAUGACAUUUUUGAAUUAUGUGGAAAAAAUCGUCAGAGAUAACUAUCCAUCUUUCAACGACUUCCUUGAAGACCUACAGCCUGUCCUGGAUGUAGUAAAAAUUUCAAUCGAACAGCUUAUUUCUGAUUGUAAAGAAUUCAGCCAAUCAAUUACCAAUGUGGAGAGAUCAAUCGACAUAGGUAAUUUGAAUGAUUCUUCUAAAUUCCACCCUCUAGAUAAGGUUUUGGUAAAAGUUCUACCGGUUUUGCCUGAAGCUAGUAAAAGAGUUGAAUUACUGGAUGAAGAAGUUAAACUAUCAAUCAUGGAGUUCGAAAGCCUGAUGCAGAGAUAUGGUGAAGACUCUGCUGACAAGUUCGCAAAGAACUCUUUCUUCAAGAAGUUUGCUGAUUUCAUUAAUGAGUACAAGAGAGCCCAGGCUCAAAACUUAAAGGCUGAGGAAGAAGAGAGACUUUACCAAACACACAAGAAGAUGGUCGAAGAGCAGCAAAAAAGAGCUGAGGAAAAGGAAAGAUCCGAAAAUGCUACCGAAGAAGAUGCCAGUGAAGAAAAUGAAGAUAGACGUGCUAUGAUGGACAAAUUAUUGGAACAACUGAAGAAUGCGGGUCCCGUUAAAGCUGAUCCUUUGUCCGCUAGGAAGAGAGCAAUGAUCAGAAAGAAGAUGUUGAACGACAGCGAAGCUGUUUCCGAUGUACUAGACUCGAUUCAACAAGAGGAUGACAGUAUGAUAUAUUCCCCAGAGAAACAGGAGGGAAUCACUAAUCCAACAGGUGAUUCUUCACAAUCACCAUCAAAAGGCGCCGCAAAUAACCAGCAAGAUGAAGAGGAGAUUACAGAUAGGGCAAAGGCUCUGCUAAUGGGGCUGCGGGGAGGUGAAUCACCAAGUAAGCGUAAUAAUGUGCUAAAUGGUCAUAAGGAGAAACUGCGCGCACGUCGUAGGAAGACUAAUACAGACAUGUCUCCCGAAGGAUCCUUUCUGUUCAAUGAAGAAGUAAGAGGAACCAUCAGUUCUGCCGAUACGGACUAUUCAAACGAGCAGCAAAGCAACUCAGAAGCCAACACGCUUACGAAAUCUAUAAGAUCGACUCUUACUGAAGAAAACGACGACCCAGAAUAA